Messenger RNA from Diatraea saccharalis (sugarcane borer), 648 nucleotides. The record is from the annotation of a GenBank genome assembly. Lineage: Eukaryota; Metazoa; Arthropoda; Insecta; Lepidoptera; Crambidae.
AUGCUCAAAAUGGGAACAAUAUUGAGAUAUGCGAUUGUUUUGUUAAUAGCAGACGGCACUAUGGUCAAUUUUAGGGUGUUUGCUCGAGCUAUGUCUACCGUGGCGAAGUCUUUCGAGGCGAACCAUGUGGUGCCCGAUGUGGUGCCGAAGGCGCCUGCUGCUCUAGCUAAGGUGGUGUUCUCUAGCGGCGUGGAGGUGAAGGAAGGCAACGUGCUGACUCCCACCCAAGUUAAAGAUGUCCCAACAGUCACGUGGGACGCUAGCCCUGACCAAUUGUAUACUUUAGCUAUGACAGAUCCCGAUGCGCCAUCCCGUGAGGAUCCCAAGUUCCGUGAAUGGCACCACUGGCUGGUCAGUAAUAUUCCCGGUAACAACGUGGCCGCUGGCGAGACCCUCUCUGCCUAUAUCGGCUCUGGUCCACCGCCGAAAACCGGGCUCCACCGAUACGUGUAUCUAGUGUACAAGCAACCAUCAAGACUCACCUUCGAUGAGCCUCGCCUUCCCAACACGUCUGGCGAUAACCGUGCUAACUUCUCCAUUGCUAGAUUCGCAAAGAAAUAUAACCUUGGUGAUCCGAUCGCUGGCAACUUCUAUCAAGCUGAAUACGAUGACUACGUACCCAUCUUGUAUAAGCAGCUUGGUGCAUAA